This is a messenger RNA of Penicillium expansum, 2388 nucleotides long. RefSeq names its product beta-glucosidase. NCBI's taxonomy places the organism in Eukaryota, Fungi, Ascomycota, Eurotiomycetes, Eurotiales, Aspergillaceae. The record is from RefSeq and is a predicted model, not a curated record. Gene Ontology annotation, biological process: glucan catabolic process. Bases 1 to 2388 code for a protein of 795 amino acids. The transcript has 10 exons. Gene Ontology annotation, molecular function: beta-glucosidase activity.
AUGCUCAAAUCGCUGCUCCUAUCGACUUGCCUCUCAUUGGCCUUGCAAUGUAGUGCAAUAGCACCAGCUGCAACAGACUUGUCUUAUGUCGUUCCGCCUCCUGCGGCUGAUGGGGGAAAGACAUGGAAGGCGGCCCAUUCGCGUGCACAAGGGCUGGUUGCUCAGAUGACAUUGCAAGAAAAGGUCAAUCUUGUAACUGGCCAAGAAGGUCCCUGUGCAGGUCAGACAGGCAAUGUCACACGGCUUGGAAUUCCACAGAUGUGUUACCAGGAUGGUCCUGCAGGACCUCGACCUGGAAACAUACAAUUUCCUUCCGGAGUGACUACAGCUGCUACCUGGGAUGUAGAGUUGAUUUAUGCGCGUUCCUUGGCGAUGGGCAAAGAAUUUUAUGACCUGGGAAUCCAUGUGGCCAUGGGUAUUAUUACUGGUGGACCGCUUGGCCGUUCCCCGAGAGGAGGUCGGAACUGGGAAGGAUGGUAUGCAGACCCGUAUGCCACCGGAAUCGCAUCGUGGCAUGGGGUCAGGGGCCUGCGAGACUCGGGUGUUCAGGCACUGGCAAAACACUUCAUUGGAUACGAGCAGGAGACUUACAGGAACCCAUUCAAUUUUACAGAACCGUAUAGCAUCUACAAUGCAUCUGAGCAGGUCCCUAUCUCCAGCAACAUCGACGAUAAGACAACCCACGAAAUAUACCUCUGGUCAUUUGCUGAGGCUGUUCGUGCUGGCAUAACACAUAUCAUGUGCGGGUACAAUUCUGUGAACGGCACUCAUUCGUGUGCCAAUUCCGAGUCCAACAACAAGAUGUUGAAGUCGGAAUUGAAUUUCCAGGGAGCUCUUGUCAGUGAUUGGGGAGCCACUUGGGGAACCCAAGCGUUUGUUGAAGGCGGACUCGACGCAAAUUUGCCAGGCUUAGGCUUUGGUAAAAUUCUAGGGCCAUUUUACGACACGGAGCUCUACAGCAUGGUCCAGAAUGGAACAAUCAAAGAAGCUCGUUUAGACGACAUGGUUACCAGAAUGAUUGUUCCACUUAUCGUGACGGGCCAGAUCGACAAACCUCUUCCAUCCACUGUGACCACAAUUCCAGGGAUGAUAAACCGACCAGUUACUUCGUCUGCCGAGGUUGAUGGCAAAAAGUUAUCCGCCGUUGAAAUAGCGCGAAAAAUCUCUGCCGAUGGAACCGUCAUGCUGAAAAAUACUGGCGCAUUGCCUCUCCGCAAUCCUCGAAUCAUCGCAGUCAUUGGCCAAGAUGCGGGCCCGAAUCCUCUUGGUAUUCAGGGUUGUGGUGCAUUAUACCGUAACUGUGGAAUUCUGCAGAAUAACGGAACACUCAGUCUUGGUGGUGGAUCCGGAUACACCUGGGCAAACAACCUGGUUACACCCCUGGACGCAAUCCAAGCCAAAGCACGCGAAACCAAUGCUUUCCUUCAAUAUGUGAUUGAUAAUACUGCUGAGGAGCUAGUUUACGAUACUCUGACAGGUAGUGGACUUGCAGUAUCUGCUCCAGAUGUUUGCCUUGUCUUCGCAGACAGAUAUCAACGGGAAAACAUGGACCGCAACGAUCUUGGCCUGAAUAUCGGAAACUGGACACGCUCGGAAGACAUUAUUAUGGAAACUGCCGCCAAUUGCAAUAACACGAUCGUGGUGCUUCACGUUGGUGGGCCAGUGAUCAUGGAAGGCUGGAUCGAGAACCCCAAUGUGACUGCUGUGCUUGCUCCUCUUUAUCCUGGCGAGCAAACAGGUCCUGGCUUAGUUGAUAUUCUGUGGGGCGAUGUUUCUCCAAGUGCCAAGUUGCCAUUUACUGUGGGGCGAAGCGAGUCGGAUUAUCCUCCACACACCAUAUCGGAUGAGCACAGUAUUACACCUCAGGCAGACUUCACUGAAAAGCUGAAGAUAGACUAUCGGUGGUUCGAUACUUACAACAUCACGCCUCGCUUUGAAUUCGGGUUUGGUCUAUCUUACACUUCAUUUGAAUACUCCAACAUCAAGAUCGAUUCGAAGGAAUCUUCGGAUAAACACUCUAUCCAGUCAACCAACGAAGAAUUCGUCGGCCAGACUGCUGGCCAAUCUAUUUAUGAUGUUAUCGCUACAGUAACAGCUGACAUCACUAAUACUGGAAAAUAUACUGGCUCUGAGGUAGCCCAACUGUACGUGGAGUUCCCUGAAAUCGAAGAGGAACCCCCGAAACUCCUUCGAGGCUUUACCAAGAUAAAGAAUAUGGAGCCUGGCCAUCGUCAGAAGGCAUCAUUCCCUAUCCGCCGAAAGGAUGUCAUGAUCUGGGACGUUACAGAACAGAAAUGGCGAUUCCCGAUAGGUGAAUCUGUGAAGUUUUAUGUCGGCGCUUCCUCGCGCAAACUGCCCCUUGAAAUUGCACACAGUCUGAAGCUCUGA